Trichoderma reesei QM6a is the source of this 4101-nucleotide messenger RNA. RefSeq lists its product as uncharacterized. Gene Ontology annotation, biological process: transmembrane transport. Lineage: Eukaryota; Fungi; Ascomycota; Sordariomycetes; Hypocreales; Hypocreaceae. The coding region runs from base 1 to 3852 and encodes 1283 amino acids. The transcript has 13 exons. Gene Ontology annotation, molecular function: ABC-type transporter activity; ATP hydrolysis activity; ATP binding. Gene Ontology annotation, cellular component: membrane. The record is from RefSeq and is a predicted model, not a curated record.
AUGGAAAAGGCUGAGCUCGAGCAGUCGAGUGGCGCGGUCUCGGGAGACGCCGAGAAGCACGCUGAGAUUGACAAUGUCGCCCCCGACGAACAGGCGCAGGAGCAGGAGCAGGAGCAGCAACAGCAGUCAAAGGCUCGUCCUCAGCGGAUAGCCUCCUUCAAGGACUACACGCGAGUCUUUCAAUAUGCAACGAAAUGGGACUUCCUCGCCUACGCUGCAGGCAUCUUGGCCUCGAUUGGCGCCGGCAUCACGUUGCCACUUAUGAAUGUCGUCUUUGGUAAUUUUGUCGGCGAUAUAAGCGACUUUACCAACGCUGCCAGCCAGAGCCAGGAAGGCUUUCGCAAAAGGGCAGACCAACUAUCCUUGUACAUGUUUGCUCUGUUUCUCGGCCGACUGGGACUCAACUAUAUCAACAAGUUUGCCUUUCGAAUGAUCGGAAUUCGGAUCUCUUCAGGGAUUCGACUUCAUUACCUAAGGGCACUGUUGGGCCAGAGCAUCCACGUCCUGGAUUCGAUGCCUCCCGGCUAUGCCACGACGACAAUCACUUCUACCUCCAACACCCUUCAGCUUGGAAUCUCAGAGAAGCUUGGUGUCUUUUUCGAGUACAACGCCACUAUUGUCGCAGCCAUCAUCAUCGCCUUUACUCGCAACUGGGCCCUUACGCUCGUCACUUCUUCGGCAAUUCUCUUCAUUGGCCUGACCGUCUCCUUGCUAUUACCCCUGAUAGUCAAGGGUCACGGCCGGAUAACUGAAGCUGAAGCGAAAUCCUCGGCCGUGGCAAGCGAGACAUUCGCCAGCAUUCGCAUGAUUGCAGCGUGCGGCGCCGAGGCCCGCAUGGUCAGGAAAUACGGGAUAUCCGUCGAGGAAGCCAAGAAGCAUGCUCAACGCACAUCGCCAUUCAUAUCCCUGCAGUUUGGGCUUAUAUUCUUCAGCGUGUUCUCAGCCUUCGCGCUCGCAUUCUGGUACGGAACCCGGUCGAUAGCUGAGAAUAAGAUUGAUAACGUUGGCACGAUCGUCAUUGUCUUGAUGUCUGUCAUGAUGGUCGUCUUCUCCCUCGAGCGAACCACCACUCCUCUUUUGGCCGUCAGCAAGGCUACCGUUGCCGCCGCCCAGUUCUUCACCGUCAUCGAUGCCCCUCAGCCCGACAAGGGCCACCUCAAGGACCCCGAAGUUUCUGCCACGGACGAUAUUGUGUUUGAAAAGGUCACAUUUGCCUAUCCGAGCCGCCCCCACGUCAAGAUCCUAGACGAGCUGGAUCUCCGCAUCGAGGCGGGCAAGAUCAACGCCAUUGUUGGUCCUUCUGGCUCGGGAAAGAGCACCGUUGUGGGAUUGAUUGAAAGAUGGUAUACACUAAAGGAACAAUAUGUCAUUGCGGAAGCCGUGGAACAGCAGAAGAACAAGAAGAAGAAGAAGCCCAGCGAGGAAGAGGAGGAGGUCAGAACCCAAGAUCCAGAAGACACAGGGCCGCCAGUCAAACUCAGUGGCACGCUCACCACGUGUGGCCAUGCUCUGGACGAGAUUGAUUUGAAAUGGUGGAGGUCACAGAUUGGGCUGGUCCAGCAGGAGCCUUUUCUCUUCAACGACACAAUCUUCCACAACGUGGCAAAUGGUCUGAUUGGCACGCAGUGGGAGAAUGAACCGGAAGAACAGAAGCGCGAGCUGGUCAAGGAAGCGUGUGUCGAGGCAUUUGCCGACGAGUUCGUCGACAAGCUUCCACAGGGCUAUGAUACCCUUGUUGGUGACAGCGGUGCCAAGCUCUCUGGUGGUCAGCGUCAGCGCAUUGCCAUUGCUCGGUCUAUUGUUCGAAAGCCCAAGAUCCUCAUCCUCGACGAAGCGACAAGCGCAAUUGACGUCCGUGGGGAGCGUAUCGUACAGGCUGCCCUCGACCGCGUGGCUCAAAACCGGACAACAAUCACGAUCGCUCACCGCCUGUCCACGAUCAAAAAAGCGGACCGAAUCAUUGUCAUCAAGAAGGGAAAGGUUGUUGAGGAGGGCACACACGAAAGCCUCAUUGCGUUGGAGGGCGGUGUCUACUCCGGCCUCGUCCAGGCUCAAGCACUUUCCUUGGGGGGCUCUGCACAGUCUGACGAGAGCGAUGAAAAGGAAGAUGCGUCCGAGGCUCUGGCUCGCGAGAAGAGCUUGGCUGUCUCCGAAGCCGAAGCACAAGCAAAGACCGAUACCGAGCAGCAGCGGAACAUCUUCAACAGCUUCGGUCGCCUCUUUUACGAGACACAGAGUCAAUGGUACUUGAUGUUUCUGACAGUCUUCUUCGCCGCCUGUGCCGGAGCAGCGACCCCACUGCAAGCAUGGCUGUUUGCGAAGCUCAUCGUGGUGUUCCAGUUUACCGGCGCCAAACUACUCUCUGAGUCUCGCUUCUGGAGCCUGAUGUGGUUCAUUCUGGCGAUAGGGGUGGGCUGCGCUUACUUUGGAACACUCUUCUUUUCCACUCGAAUGGCGUCCAUCAUUCGAGCCAAGUACCAGAAGCAGUACUUUGAGGCCAUCCUUUACCAGAAGACGUCCUUCUUCGACGACGAGGACCAUUCGCACGGCACCAUGACAGCCCGCGCGAGCGGGGAUCCUCAACGGCUGGAGGAGCUAAUGGGGGCCAACAUGGCCAGCGUAUACAUCGCCAUCUUUAACCUCAGCGGAUCUAUUGCAAUUGCUUUUACCUUUGGUUGGAAACUGGCUCUUGUUGGUACCGCCGUCGUCAUGCCGAUUCUCCUCGUCUCCUCAUUCUGGCGCUUCAAGUACGAGAUGCAGUUUGAGAAGAUGAACAACGAGGUCUUUGCCGAAAGCUCAAAGUUCGCGUCCGAGUCCAUUGGCGCCUUCAGGACCGUCACAUCCUUGACGUUGGAGGGCCCUAUAUCGAGCCGCUUCGAAACUCUGUGUAGAGGCCACGUCAAGACGGCCUUCAAGAAGGCUCGUUGGCUCGAGAACUACUUUGUGUGCUUCAUGGCCAUCAUGAACGCUUCCGAGUCGGCUGGCCAGAGUUUCGGAUUUGGACCAAACGCAGCGCAGGUGACGGCCGCGUCGAACCGCAUCCUGAACACCAGAGACACCAUGAUCCGGGAUAGGAGCUCUGGGGCGAUGAACCUUCCCCGAGAGGAAGGGGGAAUGAAGAUUGAGCUGCAGGAUGUGCAUUUCAAAUACCCAACGCGAGACAUUCCCGUCUUCAAGGGACUCAACUUGACGAUUGAAAAGGGGCAGUUUGCGGCCCUGGUGGGAGCGUCUGGAUGUGGCAAAACGAGCAUCAUUUCUCUUCUCGAACGGUUCUACGAUCUCGACAAAGGCCGCAUCUUGUGCAACGGCCAGGAUAUCAGCGAGGUCAACAUCUUCAACUACCGCAAACACCUCUCCCUCGUCGCCCAAGAACCAACCCUCUUUCAAGGCACCCUCCGAGACAACAUCAUCCUCGGCGUCGACGAAUCCACCGUCACCGACGAGCAAAUAUACCAAGCCUGCCGCGACGCCUCCAUCCACGACUUCAUCGUCUCCCUCCCCGAAGGCUACAACACCAACAUUGGCUCCCGCGGCGUCUCCCUCUCGGGCGGCCAGAAGCAGCGCGUCGCCAUUGCCCGCGCGCUCAUCCGCAACCCGGACAUUUUGCUGCUCGACGAGGCGACCAGCUCGCUCGACUCGGAGAGCGAGAAGCUCGUCCAGGCCGCCUUUGAGAGGGCCGGCAAGGGCAGGACGAUGGUGGUUGUCGCGCAUCGGCUGGCGACGGUGCAGAAUGCGGAUGUCAUUUUCGUGUUGGGCGAGGGCAAGUUGCUGGAGAGGGGGAGUCAUGUUGAGUUGUUGAAGAAGAAGGGGGUUUAUUGGCAGAUGUGUCAAAGCCAGGCAUUGGAUAGGUAACUUGUGUGUAUGAUUACGGAUAUGCUUCUCAGUAUACAUGACGAUCUGGAUACAUGGCGAAGUCUUUUGCUUUCUUAUUCUUACUCUUAUUCUUUUUCUUCUCUUCUUUCAGUUUAUAUUUCUUGGAGUAUAUGCUGUGUAUACAAACAGUCUACAAACGCACCUCAUGUCAAGCCAUAGAUACAACACAUCUCUUCUCCAAAGCAAAUGUUUCCCCUUGCCCCUCAAGGCGAGUGAAGGGCACUCUUC